CAGAGCCAAAAUGCCUCAAAUCGAGUUUUACUACUUCGGCGACUUCAAGGCCCUGGGCGAGUCAAUCCGCAUGCUGCUCGCGUACGGCGGCGAGGACUGGAAGGACAACAGGGUCACGCUUGAAGACUGGCCCAACUUCAAGCCUAAAACCCCAUUCGGCCAGAUGCCAGUGAUGGUGGUUGAGGGCAAGCAGUACGCGCAGAGCAUACCCAUCUCCCGUUACCUCGGCCGCAAGCACGGCCUGGCAGGAUCCAACAUCGAGGAGGACUUCCUUAUUGAUCAGAACGUUGAAUUCAUCAACGAAAUCAGAACUAAAUCAGCACAAGUUGAAUACGAGCCCGACGCGGCCCUGAAGGCCAAAAAGCACGAGGACUACUCCAAGAACGUGUACCCUGGCAUGCUGGCCAAGCUCGACCAGAUCCUCAAGGAGAACAAGGGACACCUCGCGCUAGGCAAGCUGACCUGGGGCGACUUCGUUUUUGCGGGCAUCUACGAAUACCUUAAGGUGAUGCUGCAGGCCCCCGACCUUGACAAGCGCUACCCCGCCUUCAAAAAACUCGUGCAGACCGUCUAUUCCCUCCCCAAGGUCAAGGUCUACGCUGACGCCGCGCCCGAGACCGAAUAUUAAGGGUCGGUUGCACUAAACCGU
Molecule: messenger RNA, 649 nt
Organism: Cydia strobilella
Lineage: Eukaryota; Metazoa; Arthropoda; Insecta; Lepidoptera; Tortricidae
Product: glutathione S-transferase 2-like
Exons: 4
Coding region: 11-628 (205 amino acids)
Biological process (GO): glutathione metabolic process
Molecular function (GO): glutathione transferase activity
Source: RefSeq, a predicted model, not a curated record